AUGCCUGAAUGUGACGGCUACCGCUAUCUUCUUCUAGCGCGAUGCACCUUCACAAGCUGGCUUGAGGCUCUACCUCGUCCAACCAUUAGCGGCGCCGUGAUCGCUGCCUUCAUUGAGUUUAACUUUCACAGCCGUUAUGGUUUUAUUCCCCACAUCACCACCGAUGGUGGCUCCGAAUUCAAGAACGACAUCAUGUCGGCUCUUACCACACAUCUCCACAUUACACACCGUACAACUGCAGCCUACCACCCCCAGUCAAAUGGAUUCAUUGAAAGCCAACAUAAAAGCUUUGUGCACGUCCUCCAACGUCUUCCAGGUCCCUGGUUCAACAACACAUCCAAUGCGUUGCUGGCGGAUCGCUGGACUGUUAAACGCAGCACUGGCUAUACUCCAGGUUACCUUGUUUUUGGUUACCAUGGUUUUUCAUCUCUCGAUUCCCUUCUUUACUCUUUCUCGACCUUCGAUUUCUUCACGACAGUAUCUUCUUAUUCUCUUCUAUACUAUCGUGCUCAACAGUUUUUAUUCAGAGAAGCUGCAAGCUCCCAGGCACUGGCUCAUCUUUCUAGACAUCGUCUUAAAAUGAAAGAAUACUACGAUCUAGUCCACCACACUACUGAUCAUUCCUUUGCUGUUGGCGACAUCGUUCUUGUCGAAGAUCAACUUCGCAAGCGCAACAUCGGUCGCUCCCGCAAAGCUAUUAGUAUUUGGUGUGGUCCCUAUCGUAUAUCCAAAGUUCUCAAGCAUAUAUAUCAGCUUGAAGAACUUUAUGGAACUCGUAUCCAUCGACAUUUUCCUCCUGAGUUCCUCAAAAUCUUUCAGAGCCGCCCUGGUUUCCCACCUAUUCUUCAUUCCGGAGGGGAGGAUUCUGUUGGCACUUCCAGCCUAUUUUAUCUAGACGAAUGA
Vanderwaltozyma polyspora DSM 70294 is the source of this 903-nucleotide messenger RNA. Its product is annotated as integrase catalytic domain-containing protein. The record is from RefSeq and is a predicted model, not a curated record. The transcript has a single exon. Bases 1 to 903 code for a protein of 300 amino acids. Gene Ontology annotation, biological process: DNA integration. Lineage: Eukaryota; Fungi; Ascomycota; Saccharomycetes; Saccharomycetales; Saccharomycetaceae. Gene Ontology annotation, molecular function: nucleic acid binding.